GACGGUUUGCGAGUGGUGUGCGACAGGCAAGCUGCGCAGUCCUCGGCAAACGCGCCGCAGCCUCGCAGGGGAGUGGAAACAGGUGGAGCUGGCGGGCCGGUGGCAGCGACUUUCGCUGGCACCCUUGCUGCUCUGAAUGAUAGCGUUGUCAGUACAUUCAUUUCCUACCAUCUAUCGGAGGGGUGAAAGCCAGGAUGCCGCUGUAUGAUGUCAUUUGCCUUUUCAAGGCAGCUGCGGCGAGAAAAGAUGUUGUCGAGAUAAUGGCGUCAGUUGGAAGGCGUGUCUAUGCAAGGAACGGAGUUGUGACGAACGUCACUAGCUAUGGAGUGCAGCCACUUGGUUACCAGAUAAAGAGGCAGGGCACGCGCUUUGAUGAGGCCCAGCUGAUGCAGAUGACAUUUAUGGCGCCAACAGCAAUGGUCAAAGAGCUGCACGUCCUGCAACAAGACGACCGCCUGCUGCGACACUCUGUCCUGAAGCACAAGCCGUUCUGGAAGGAGGAGGUCAUCGACAACCAGUUGUGGUCGUACUUGGUCAACAAGAGUUCUGAUGCUUGGGACGAGGCUCGCGAAGAGGAAAUGGUGCCUGCUUCAACGAGCGAAGCAACGGAGGACUUCGAGGGCUUCGAGGACUUUGAUCCUGACUAUGAUCCGGAACUGGAGUUUGCUGCUGAUGAGCUUGAUGAGACUGACCUGGAGUCGGAGGAACCGGAAGCCAGUGGUGAAUCUAACGACACAGUCCGACAUGCGUACAACGCGGAAGAUCCGAGUGGGGAAACGCACGCAAGUGCAUCUGAUGACGACAAGCAAGGGGCUUAUGAGGCGCUUUUGAAAUGGAGAAUGGAUUUUAGAAAUAGGCAGAGACGAAGAACACGGACUGCCGUUGACGAAGACGACGAAGAUGGCAAGGAUGCUUGAAGAAGGCUUCCACUCUUUAUAUGCAAAAGUAAGUAACCCGAUU
Messenger RNA from Klebsormidium nitens, 960 nucleotides. NCBI's taxonomy places the organism in Eukaryota, Viridiplantae, Streptophyta, Klebsormidiophyceae, Klebsormidiales, Klebsormidiaceae. The record is from the annotation of a GenBank genome assembly.